AUGGCAGCUCCACACAACGGAUCCAACAUAACGGCGAACUUCACCAACCAGUUUGUGCAGCCGCCGUGGCGCAUAGCUCUCUGGUCCGUAGCCUACAGCUCGGUACUGGCGGUGGCGGUGUUUGGAAACCUCAUCGUGAUAUGGAUCAUUCUUGCCCACAAGCGUAUGAGGACGGUAACGAACUACUUUCUUCUAAACUUGGCGUUUUCGGACGCGUCAAUGGCCGCGUUUAACACUUUGAUAAACUUUAUUUAUGCUGCUCAUGGGGAGUGGUACUUCGGGGAAGCGUACUGCAAAUUCCACAACUUCUUUCCGGUAACAUCCGUGUUUGCAAGCAUCUACUCCAUGACUGCGAUAGCUGUGGACAGGUACAUGGCCAUCAUCCAUCCACUGAAGCCUCGUCUAUCUGCGAAGGCCACCACAGCAGUUAUCGUCUGUAUCUGGAGUCUGGCCGUGGUUCUGGCCUUCCCUCUCUGCUACUUCUCUACCACACGAGCUCUGCCCCGCAGAACCCUCUGCUACGUGGCCUGGCCUCGCAUGGCUGACGACCCCUUCAUGUAUCAUACCAUAGUGACAGUUCUGGUCUACGUGCUGCCCUUAGUGGUGAUGGGCAUCACUUACACCAUUGUGGGGUUGACUCUGUGGGGAGGGGAGAUCCCAGGAGACUCAUCUGAUAACUACCAUGGACAGCUCAGGGCUAAAAGGAAGGUGGUGAAGAUGAUGAUCAUCGUAGUGGUGACCUUUGCCCUUUGCUGGCUCCCCUAUCACGUCUACUUCAUUGCAACAGGUCUCAACAAAGGUCUGGUUAAGUGGAAGUACAUCCAGCAGGUUUACCUGUCAGUGCUCUGGCUGGCAAUGAGCUCCACCAUGUACAACCCCAUCAUCUACUGCUGCCUCAACAGCAGGUUUCGAGCUGGCUUCAAGCGAGCUUUUCGAUGGUGCCCAUUCAUCAAGGUAUCCAGCUACGACGAGUUGGAACUACGCUCUACGCGGCUGCACCAGACACGCCAGAGCAGUAUGUACACGCUGUCCCGAAUGGAUACCACUGUCAUGGUGGUUUACGACCCUGCCGAGGGUGAUGGCGGUGCAGGCAGUGGUUCUGAAAGGAAGCACUCCAUGUCUAAUAGGAAGAGAAACUACAUCACGUCUCGCCACGCUGAGAUCGUGGGAUGCAACAGUGUCGAUAAGAAGAUGCAAAAUGGAGGGGCUCCAAGCAAUCAACCUGAGGAGUUCUCUUAAAGGUUGUUGUCACAGACUUACACACAGACAUAUACAUGCAUGUCAGAAAUGUACACACAGGGCACCCAGAUAGCUCAUUUGGUAGAGCGGGCGCCCAUAUAUAGAUGGACGCAGCGGGCUUGGGUUUGACUCUGACCUGCAACCCUUUGCUGCAUGUCAUUCCCCUAUUUCUCACCCCUUUCAAGUCUUCUGCUGUCCUAUCAAAAUAAAGGCUGAAAACGUCCAAAAAAUAAUCUUAAAAAAAGAAAUGUACACACAGGCGUAAUACACUGCAUAUACAAACAGUGCACAGAUGUUUGCUUAAUUUAGACAUAGGAGCAUUGUAUCACAGCAUUUAACAAAGAAGGCCAUAUGGAUAUAGAGAUUAUUAAAUAUUUUGGAUGGAUAAUGGAUAAUAUUGAUCUUUUAAGAUUCUCAGGAGCAUGGAUGGAACACCAGAUUCUUUAAAAUUGGUUCUCAGCUGAUACCGAGUGUGAUCCCUAAUUAUAUUUAUCAUAUGCUUGUUUUUUCCAACAUAAUACAACUGACAGUAAUAGGCUAUGGUAAACCUACAUUAAAAUAAGUAAAUCAAUUGAAAUAUGUAUGCACAGUGGAAUAGCUCUGAUGUAAAGGUCCCGAAAAAGAAAAAGGAAAUUAAAAAGAGAAUCUUUCUACAUUAAAUGUAAUACGUAUUUUAAACCAUGUGGCACGAGAGAGUUGAUUGCGAUAUAUAAUCUCAAUGCUAGAGAGGAGAAAUUCUCACACAUUGGACCUUUAGAAAAUGCAUUAGGUUUUUUCAGUAUUUUACCGUAAGAUUUUUGUGUAUAAUCUUGUAUUGUUUGUAUAUUAUCUGUGGAGAGGAAGAUCAGUGCAGAACCAUGGCCUGUUUCACAAAUAGAUUUGUUAGGAGUAUUUACACACAGAUCCCAAAACAUGGCACCAUCACAAUUCACAAAGGAUUGUUGUUUGCAAAUUCCAGAUACAUUUGUGUGUCCUCUGGGGCUCUUCCAUCUUUGGGUCGCAAAUAUGGUGUUUGUUUGGAUUGAUGAGAAGACUUAAAAAUCAACAGGAGAGGAAAUAAUCUGAUGUUGCAAAUUGCUGCUUGGUGAAACAGGCCUCUGCUUUGCCAGGAUGCUUUUCACCUCAUCUCUCUCCAGCAUAAACAAACUACUGAAGUUCAGGGUUUGUGCUCAAACAACAGAAUAACUGUGGAGUCAUGGGUAACACUUGCAAGUUAGCCCAGAAAAAAACAUGAAUCGAUCACUAGUGAGUGGGGCUUUGUUAGGGGGCCCUUUACAUGUCAUGCUCGGGAACAGCCAUUACAACAAAGUAGACGUACAAUGGUUAACUUCAACAGUAUGACCAUCUAAAUUUAAGACGCUUUGCCAUUGAGUGCUAUGUUGAAGUUUUCUCCUUAUCCCAUUAGUGUCUCUCUGAAUCAAUGAAAUGCUGUAAGUAGCUGUUUCCUUAAAGUACGUUCAGUACAUUUCACUCUAAUUAUGAUUAGCAUUGAAACACAGUCAGGGCAAUGCUGUUUUGGUAAGAUCCGGUCCCAUGAAUAAAGUGAUUGAUGAUAAAAUCUAAGCGUUCUACUUGAGGAUUUGAUGCUAGGUGUGUGAGACCAUCUUACAAUGAAGUUAAUCUGAAAAUAUGCCAUGGUGAUUGUAAUCAUGUAAGUAUGUAAUAGAUUUCAUUUCCAGAUGUAGGUAACUGUGAACUUUAUGUGAUGCAGAGGAUGCACUCUGUGCUAUUUCUGCCUGAAGCCAUGAAUGAGUAGCUGCUGAAAGUCUCCAAUGGAAUUGCUGUUAAUUGAACUCCAUUUGGCUUUACAUGUGGCUUUGAGUUUGGCUCUAAAAGUACCGUGAUUGAGUUUUGCUUUCAGUUAUGUAAGAGUUGUAAGAAACGUGUUUCCUGUAACUGACAACAAGCCAGAGGCGAAAUCCGGUUCAUUUGCAGCAAGCCAAAUAAACAGGGUGCUGGAGAACGUGCAGAUUGAAACAGAACUAAAGAACUAAGCCCUAGUGGGUCAAUAACAAUCCUUUUUUUUUACAGUACAUUUGCAAUUAAGUGAAAAAAAAAAGAAGCAGUACCGUGAAGUGCAACAUUUGUUUUACUGUUCUAAUGUUCUUUUAAUUGCCUUCAUACAAUGUGUAAUGAGAAAGCAAGACAGCGUUUGCCUUUUGUUGGUGUUUCAGCAUGCUGUUAUCCAGUGUUGCAUCUAUAUUUAGCUCCCUGCUUGUGUGCACAUCAAGUCACACUAGCCUGUUUAAUGUUGGGUUUACAAUGAGAUAAAUUGAACCAAACUAUGACAGGAUUAUAUAAAUCAUAGGACUAAUUCAUCCCCUCUUACUCUGUACAACACAUGAACAUGACUCAGUGCUGGGAAGUAAGUGUAAUAAUAGAUUUGUUUGAAUUGAUUCAUCAGUAGUGUUUUUUUUUUUUUCACCAAAUAGACCUUCUUUAAAGAUACUGCAAAAAAAAAAAAAGUAUCCUGUAUAAAGUGUGAUGUAUCUUGUAUAGAACUGAAUUUAGAAUUUGACAGCUUGUGAUUGCAGGUUAUUUAUAAAUAUAUUCAUUUAGGAAAAGUUUAAAUCUCCUAGAUUGUCAAGAAAUUGCAACCAUAGUAGCACAUUUUAAAUGUUUUUAAUCUUUCUUACCAACAGUUCUGAAUGUUAGAAGACUUCAUGAAAGUAUUUACUCAAGAAUGUGAAGAAAAUAAAAGUUGUGCAUUUCACUUUCAUGUAUUUUAAAGCUGUUGUCAAAUCAGUAUAUUGAAGUUGGUUAAAUAUUUAUAUGUAGUAAUCUAUUUUCAUGUUUCUCUGUAUAAAUGUUUGUGUUUUCUAUGAAUGUACAGUACAAUGUGUGCCUCUAUCUCUGUCAAGUGGUGAAUAUAUAAUUUGCUGUAUUUUUAAAGAAUACUUUGUUAAUUUC
This is a messenger RNA of Etheostoma cragini (Arkansas darter), 4149 nucleotides long. It is a transcript of the gene tacr3a, whose product is annotated as tachykinin receptor 3a. The coding region runs from base 1 to 1239 and encodes 412 amino acids. Gene Ontology annotation, cellular component: sperm midpiece; plasma membrane. The transcript has 5 exons. Gene Ontology annotation, molecular function: tachykinin receptor activity. The record is from RefSeq and is a predicted model, not a curated record. NCBI's taxonomy places the organism in Eukaryota, Metazoa, Chordata, Actinopteri, Perciformes, Percidae. Gene Ontology annotation, biological process: positive regulation of flagellated sperm motility; G protein-coupled receptor signaling pathway.